Messenger RNA from Marasmius oreades (fairy-ring Marasmius), 1958 nucleotides. RefSeq lists its product as uncharacterized. Lineage: Eukaryota; Fungi; Basidiomycota; Agaricomycetes; Agaricales; Marasmiaceae. The transcript is spliced from 11 exons. The record is from RefSeq and is a predicted model, not a curated record. Bases 140 to 1855 code for a protein of 571 amino acids.
AUCGCUCCUUGAGAUCCAGGACAACCGCUUUGCGUCAAAUUCCCAUGAAGCUUGACAGAUUGCAUGCGUGACUGAGGAUGAAUAUGCACAGGACACAUCAUUUCCUCAAUCUUUCCCUCUCCCACAACCUUGGGCGAUAAUGUCUUCAGGACGGUUCUUCGAGGGCGCACACCAUAUGCAAUUUUAUGGUGGCCAGUCGUUUGCAAACGCAAAUACGAUCAUUAACAAGUACUACAACUAUCCAGCGGCACGCGCGGAAUCUGAGCCUGGAUUGUCGAGCUGUCGGAGGGAGGACGACCAAUGGCUUACCUUGCACGGCGGACAAAGACUGAGACGGAUAGACAUGUGCGAUAUACUCAUCCUGUGUGAAAUAUCGUCGGAGACACAUUGUGUGUCGGUCAAAUUGAAGUCCACGAACCCAUUCCGAAACAGAGUGAAAAAUGUUGUAAAAAUCCGGAAAAGGGUCCAAAGCGCAGAAAUUAUUGAAUAUGGAGACCGACGAUUUACGGUCGUUUCACUUGAACCCGAGGACGAGAGAGACGUCGAGAGGAUACAAAGGCUGUUACAACCACUUUAUGCAACUGCUCUCUCUCAACGUCGAGUAUGGCUCACACAACUCUUUGGAGUGGGUCGGUCAAUGAUGCCAACACUGAUAUACCAUGAUGAGGUUGUCAGUGGAAAUACUAUCGCAAGGCGAUACGAGAGGACACCGAUUGUAUGGAGUUAUCUGUGCUACAGAUACGUCAAUUCCAGUGACGAUGUGCUAAUUGAUGGAGCUCUACAAAAAUUGUCAAAUCCACUUUCGCUCAAGUUCCGCGACUGGACGUUCAAUCUGAGGACUGGGUCAUUCCAGUAUGACGUUAUAACCUCGGCACUCUCCGACAAAGACGAAGAUACGCACUUCUUUACACGACUGCCCCCACUUCCACACGGUUGCAAUCCACCGCUCGAUUCCAUCCGCGCUGUUCCAGACUUUUUCCGGCUGCUUUCAUUGUUUAGAUAUUAUACUUCUGUCCGCCACCAUGACCUCUUAACAUUUGGCACGGUUGUUGAUCUCAGAAAACCCGGAAUCCUGGGAUACUUUCCUAACAUCACAUCUCCUGUGUGGUCCUGUGAAGUUCGUAUUGGUAUUCCCAACGUCGUUGCCAAGUAUUCGAAUUCAGUCCCUUCGCUGGUUGAUCUCGCGUUCGCGAAGAAUAACAAUGAAUGGAAAGUGGCUAUUCAGUUCUCAUUACGACUGCCCCCAGAGGAUCGGCAGCGACUCCCGACUGCCUUCCUCGCACAGACAUCUACUCAUCAUCCCGGUAAUCCCGAAGACUUGGUCUUCGUUGAUGAAAUUAGCUUUGUACUCUUAGGGACCUUCACGUCUGAUCCGUCAAGUUCUGAUCCACCAAAAUACCUACAUGUUCCACCUCUUUCCCCCGAAUGGAUCGACAAUAUGCCCUGCAUUCGCUGGCCAUCAACCCGAUUAUUUUUCUGGUCCUUUGACCGUAGUGGAAGGAUGGAGAUUCCCAAAGAGGACUGGGAGAAGUAUGGAAUCCCAGAUCUAGAGGUGAACCCAUAUUUCGGAUCAACAUGGUAUGAGCAGGCGCAUGAGGCACUUCUGGAGUAUCUUAACAAGUCUGACUUGGGUCAGUUUACCAACGAUCAUGGGUACCCCAUUCUAGUCCAAGGUGACCCACAUAUCCAGCCAAAUCCAAACACUGAGGGUUGUGAAGAUGUGUACAAGCCGAUUGAAGGCUCAUCCGGAAAUGUUGGGAAGGGUAAACAAGAUGCCCACGAACUGAAUUUAUGGAUCGAUAUUGAAGCUGGUCACGUCGGGCAAGCGUCCAUCGUUGAAAUUGCAGAUCGAUAGUACUACACAACAGGCUAGAUCAGACCUCGUAUCCGUUUAAUCUAGUUGUUGAUCCGAGUACAUUAGCUAUUUGGUUAAACUGUCAAGAUGUAUAUGUAACCCU